Molecule: messenger RNA, 2816 nt
Organism: Diprion similis
Lineage: Eukaryota; Metazoa; Arthropoda; Insecta; Hymenoptera; Diprionidae
Exons: 5
Coding region: 483-1679 (398 amino acids)
Source: RefSeq, a predicted model, not a curated record
UGUUACCAGUGGAUUCUUUCUCCAGAGUUCUCUGGCCCUUUGAUUCUUCGGCUUGUUCGUUGGACUGUAUAAGGGAUUUUUACGAGCGCCAUGCGGAGCCCCAGCAACGUGCUCGUUCACUUAUAUUAGCAAUGCUGUGCGUGCAAAAUAGGCCAAUUAUUUUUACGAGAGUCCAUACGAAUUGUAAUUCACAUGUACAACUUUAUCUUCUAUACUCCAAUAUGCUACAGGCUGGUCUGUAAAAUUGCACAGUUUCCUUCCACAUAUUACCUUCGUCCAGCGUUUAUUUACUUUUGAAUUUCCCACCUCACUUACGGUUCCCAGUUUCAAGUUCAAGUUUGAACGCAACCAACAUAGCUCGUUACAGACAAAUAAAUCCCAAACAGUGUUUAUAAGCCUCAUGUGUCACUGUUCGCAGAUGAUUAUUGAAGGGAGUAACUUUUAGCUGGAGUACUGAAAUUGUUUUUCUACACAUCUUUGCUAUGGAUAAAAUUUUUCAACUCAUCAUGCCUGUCCUAACCUCGCCCUCCACGGCUAUAACACCGUCAUGUUGGAAUGAAAUCAGAUCGCCAAGUUGGGAUAAAAUCAGAUCGCCAAGUUCGGAUUUCUGUCCUUCGAAUGCUCGAUGUUUCCACCAACGAAAAAGGCUCUUCGAACCGAUCAUCAAAACGAUCGAGAGACUAUUUCAGAGCGAUAUCGAGGAGGUGGUUGAGAUCGGAGAGGCAGAACGCAGUACGGAAAAUAGCCAAAUUGACGGAGAAAGUUCGCUGAUUUACGUUUCUUCCGCGAUCCAACAUCGAGAGCUAUUCAAAGAUGCGGAUGAACCAUCAACCUCUUCUGAAAAAAAUUCUUCGUGGCACGAGGGAUUGGAAACAUUGAAAUCUUCUGUGCUGAAACAGAGAACAACUCACUCCUCACCGAAGCUCGUUACUUCUCACUUUGAGGAUUCUGGGUUCAUGAACUGUUCCAUCGAGAUGGUACCGCGGGUGCAGUGGUCGAUCUUGGAUCUAGAUUGUUCUCAGAAGACUUCGCUCGGUGAUAGAUCCAGUGAAAAUAAUCCAGAUUCGUACGAUCAAUUCUCGUUUGAUUCAUAUCUGCUAGGAGGAAAGGAUCAUUCGCAGUCUUUCGGCAUAAAACCAUGCGGCGAAAAUCUCGACAGCCGCACCAGUGAUAAGCUCUCAAAUGAUAAAUUAGAGGCCGAAAGAAACGCUCUUGACCCUAACCAUGGCGUCGAGAAAUGCUCGGGCCACAAUCAGUCGCUGACAAACAUUGAAGACGAGUGCGAGGAUGACGCAACUGCCAAAAAAUCUACCAAUACCAGAUCUAGAAACGAAACGUCAACAGGCUUCGUUCAUAAAUGUAGCCUAAUUUGUGCCAAUCAUUCUUCAUUCCCAUCCAAAGAAAACUGUUUAAUUUUUGAUGGACUCAGCUGUGCUGGCAAACGUAAACAAGUUCGUAAACGGCCGACUGGUUCUGGUUCUUACAGAGGGAGACGUGACAAAAUGCAGGGUGAAAAUUCGACGCUCUCUGAAUGUUUAGGAGCGUCCACCAUGUCGGUAGAAAUUGGGGAUUAUCAUUUAUUGGUUGACGAAUCGGAAUGCAUAUCCCUACAAGAUAUAACUAACGCGAAAUCCUCAAAGACCGAAAAGAAGAUACGGCAACUGAUCGCGUUCGAAUAAUUUUGGAACCGCAUUUAGCAUUUGCUCAUCCAAGUAUAUUACGAACCUUCUUCUUUACCAAUAACCAUUAAGUUUUACAUUGCGAUUAAACAUUUAUCUGCGUUUUAGUUAUCCUUCUUCUUAAUUUAAAAAAUAUAUCUUUUAACUGCUCUUUGGAUUAAUUUGUACUUAAUUAUUUAUGUGCCAUCAGCGUAUCCAUUUUAAACUUUUGUAAGGAGCGACUGGUCUAAUAACGAUUAUUUUUUAUUUGUGUGUACAAGGUAGUGCGAUUUUUGUAAUAAAGAACUAUGGCGUAUCUAUGAAUUUAGAAGAAAAUUGAAACCCGUUUUAUCGCAGGUGUAAUAUUACUAAACAUGCUUUAAAAUAUACGCUAGAGAACAGAAAAUGUUCAAACUAGCCGCCUUAGAACUCCAAAACAUGUGGUUGCGUUUGAUUUUAGCAAACGAGGAUCCCCCAAAGAGCGUUUAAGAAGGUGAAUCAGAUUUGUGUACAUCCUGGACGACAUCGGUUAUUGUCAAAUGGAACAUUUCCGUUCGUCAGAGAUUCUUAAUCCCUACAUUCAUAGGAGGUUCUACAAGACCCUACAGUGCAGAAAUUGGAAGAUCAUACUUGCCAUCGUGCAGUGAUUUAUAACCAUAGUGAAAUGGCUGCACGUAAAAGGCUGAUGUCCCUGCCAUUGCAGGUCGAGAUUUCCCCGAUUUACGAAAACGCGACUGACGAUCCACGAUUCGUGUGGUCAACAAGAAACACCGGAUUGAAGUACUGGCCAAAUGCACACUGUAUUCGAUUUACAAUGACUCCAGUGAAGCACCUAGCUGGAAGCAAUAACAUCACGACAAUCCGAAAGACUCUUUUCGGUUCCCCGUGCAAUCCAGAACCAUCACUCAACGAGAGUUUAAAGCUCGAUGAGGUAUUCGUUGAAAGAUAUAAUCGCCGAAAAUCCUCUUCUGUCAGCUUUCUGGAAGAAAUUAUCAACCUGGAUGAAACUAUAACGAUUUCGGACGAGGAACAAAUCGAGACACCGAAGUCACAGGAUAACAUUACCCGCAGGAUCAAUUACAAGGACUUUUGAAAAUGUGAGACUGAAUACAAAGAACACUCGGAGCUUAAAACAAAAUUCAAGGGGCGAAUGAAGAA